AUGUCCUCUCGGGCAGGCCAGAAACGCGCAGCCGUCCAAAAUGCAGAAUCUUCUUCUUCAUCAUCAUUACCCACGCAGCACAAAUCCAAGAAGACACGUUUCGUGGAACCAGCCGAGGAUCCAUCCGUGUUUGAAGAGCAGGUGGACUCAGCACUCGAAGGCCCAUCGCGGAAAGGAAAGGUCAAGACAGACGGCUACGACUCUGACUCUACCGAUGAUGGAGAGGGCGUCGUCUCCAGCCGAAAGAAAGGAAAAGAUGAGGAUGAGGAUGUCGAUGAUAUGUUCGCGACUGGGGAAACGGAAGAGAAGGAGGAGACAAAUGCAAAGAAGGGCGACAAGUACAUGCGACUCGCCGACAUCGAGGGCCAGGAAUUCGGCAAUGGGUCACAAUCUGGCAGCGAGUCCGAAGGAUCAGACGAACCAGAAGACGAGGACGAUGCUGAACGACGUAAGAAGGCUGGUAUGGGCUAUGAAAUCUCAUCGUUCAACAUGCGGGAAGAGAUGGAGGAGGGUAAGUUCACGGAAGACGGUAGCUACGUGAGGUCAUUCGAUCCGCACGGCGUCCACGACCGUUGGAUGGAGGAUCUCGAUGAGAGGGAGAUCAAACUCGCCAGACGUCGGAAACGAGAGCAAGACAGGAAGCAGAAGGAAAGAAUGCAGGCUGAAGAAAAGGAGCUCGAAGAAAGCGGUGGCAAGAGCUCCAUGGAACGCGAUCUUUUGGCCAAGCUGAAGAAGGGUGAAACUGUGUUGGAGGCUCUCCAAAGGCUAGGUUCUCUCACCAAAAAGAAGCAAUCAAGCAAUAAAACAAAAUACAAAUCGGCGGAGGAUGACAAGAUGCUGGUCGACAAACACCCCGUCAAAGCUCCGAACGAUGUUGAAUACAUCACUCAUCUGGCGUCCAACCUCAUGUCUCUUGGUGACACCGAUAUUUACAACAAAACCUACGAAGAACUAGUGCGAAGCGUCCGCGCCUCUGGAAUUGUGGAUGUAAAUUGGGAAGCGCCUUCCGCCGACAUAAGAUACGAAUUCAAAUGGAGUGCACCUGAAGCAGGCUCGACAGGCGAGAUCUUUGGUCCGUUCGGAGAGGAAGAGCUCAAAUCGUGGUUUAAUGCUUCAUACUUUGGUGCGAACGGGGAAAAGGUGAAGGUUCGGCAAGUGGGGGUGGGGGUGAGUUCAGAAUGGGGCAACUGGGAAGAUAUUGUUCAAUAA
This is a messenger RNA of Cyclocybe aegerita, 1209 nucleotides long. NCBI's taxonomy places the organism in Eukaryota, Fungi, Basidiomycota, Agaricomycetes, Agaricales, Hemipholiotaceae. The record is from the annotation of a GenBank genome assembly.